AUAAUAAUAAAAUAGGAAGGAAAGAAAAAAAAAAAAGGAAAAUGGAUGAAUAGAAGCGAAGUGGGCGGUAAAGAAGACGACGAUAAGAAGAUACAGAGAAGAGUGUGGGAUUGCCCAAUUUGCAAUUAUGGUUACCCAAUCAACAAUUCAUAUCUCCAAAUCUUCUUUCUUUCUCUCUCUUCUUCCACAAUACUAAUAUAUAAUUCCAUCCCCCUUUCUCCCUCUUUCUUCGACUCUGUUUUCAUUCCCCUUCCCCAAAAUGGUGAACCCCACGCCCACGGCGGCCGGCGAUUCCGAUUCCGACGUUUCUCAGCUUCCGAUUCACAGCCAGGUUCAGAAGAUCAAGAAGGAAAUUGAGAAGAUUAAGCAUCCGUCUCUUCAGCAAUCCGAGAUGAACACUCACCUUCUUCUUCGCGGCAUCUCGAUUUCGAAGCCCCGAUCUCGCUCCCCGCUAGGCCUUGCCGCCGAGAGGCCUAUUUCCGUCGGGAAUUAAAUUAGGUUGGUAGCCAUAUCCAGAUUCCAGAUUAAUCUCUUCUUCCUCUGUUCCUCUGUAAACCCUAGAUUCCUGUUACAAAGGGAUCGAUGUACAAGUACAUAGUUUUUGGCUUACGAUUUCCGACCUUUAUGGAUAUGGCGGAAUCGCUUCUUCUUCUUCUUUCUUCUUCUAAUUUCUUCUGCUCAUGAAACUAAUUCAACUCUGCUACUAUCUCCAUUAAAAAUUGCUUAUUACUAUUAUUAGAGAUUAAAAUUACAUUUUCAUCCCUUUA
Benincasa hispida (wax gourd) is the source of this 767-nucleotide messenger RNA. RefSeq lists its product as uncharacterized. The record is from RefSeq and is a predicted model, not a curated record. NCBI's taxonomy places the organism in Eukaryota, Viridiplantae, Streptophyta, Magnoliopsida, Cucurbitales, Cucurbitaceae.